Messenger RNA from Cryptococcus wingfieldii CBS 7118, 966 nucleotides. RefSeq names its product dihydrodipicolinate synthetase. The record is from RefSeq and is a predicted model, not a curated record. The transcript is spliced from 4 exons. Gene Ontology annotation, molecular function: 4-hydroxy-tetrahydrodipicolinate synthase activity. NCBI's taxonomy places the organism in Eukaryota, Fungi, Basidiomycota, Tremellomycetes, Tremellales, Cryptococcaceae. Bases 1 to 966 code for a protein of 321 amino acids.
AUGCCUGUCCCUACCACUUCGUCCAAAGUCCUCCCUCCCGGCAUCUACUGCCCCACCGUCACCUUCUUCCAGCCCACCGCAGAGCAGGAGCUCGACAUUGACCAGCAUGUCAAGCACAUGGAGUUUCUUGCCAAGUCUGGCAUCGCUGGUGUCGUCCUCCAGGGUUCUACAGCCGAGGCCGUCGCGCUCGAUGACGAAGAGAGGAAGACCUUGAUCCGAGUAGCCAAAGAGACCUUCAGAGGACUCGGGCAUAAUGGUGCCAUUAUUGCUGGCACUGUCGGUGCUCAGUCUUCUAGACAAGCCUUGAACCUCACCACGGACGCUGCGGAAGCUGGAGCCGACUUUUCUCUCGUGCUCCCGCCUUCCUACUACCCUGGCGCCAUGACUCCUGAUGCUAUCCAAACUUUUUACGAAGAGCUUGCCGACGCCGCCCCGAUCCCCAUCAUCAUCUACUCUUAUCCCGGUGUCUGCAGCGGUAUCAACAUGGACACGGACCUUAUCUGCCGUCUCGCCAGACAUCCCAACAUUGCCGGUGUCAAGCACACCGACCAUGAUGUUGGUAGGAUCGCCCCAUCAUUCACAAUCCUCGGUGGUGCUACCGACUACCUCCUGGGUGCCCUCGCGGUCGGCGGACAAGGUGCCAUCACCGGUAUGGCCAACGUCGCUCCUCGAGUCUGUGCAAAGGCCUUUGAGCUCGCCCAAGCAGGCAAGCAGCAAGAAGCUCUCGAAUUUGCCGGGGCCAUCUCGACCGCCGAGUGGGGUAUGGGCAAGGGUGCGAUCCUUGGUACAAAGUACAUGAUCGCUUGGGGUAACGGUUACAAAGGCUCUGCGGCGAUUGCCCGGAAGCCUCUUCCCCUCGUUCCCGAAGCUACCAAGGAACACGUACGCUCGGUCGGUGAGGAGAUUGUGGCGCUUGAACGCAAGCUCGAGGCGGAGGGCUGGGCUGGGGCUGCUAUCAGGGCCUAG